This is a messenger RNA of Paralichthys olivaceus (Japanese flounder), 4761 nucleotides long. NCBI's taxonomy places the organism in Eukaryota, Metazoa, Chordata, Actinopteri, Pleuronectiformes, Paralichthyidae. The record is from RefSeq and is a predicted model, not a curated record.
UCUGAGCCUCUCAUCCGUGAAGUGACGGGUCCCCGCCUCCGAGAUGCACUGCUUUGAGUGUGUUAUUCCGCCGGGCACAACAAGCCUCCACCGCUGCACCGGAUCUAUUUGUUUCUAAACCUGUCAGCAUGGAUGGACACUGUGCGUAAAGUUAGCCUCCGGGUUCGGCUGCGUGUGAGUCCCGCGGUGGGACAAGUUUGUGGAAGUUGUGGAGGAGACGAGUCGAAGGCAUUAACCACGUGGAGACGGCGACACACUGGGGUACAAGAAGGACCUCUCCCCCUCUGGCAUGGACACAAGCCGGGCUGACAGAGACCUCCUGUGCUGCAGCAGUGCCAAAAUGUGCACACAGUGACAACAAACAACCUUGCAGCUUUUUUUACACAACUUCAGCAUCAAUAUUCAAGGACUGACAGUUGGUGCCUUCCCCUUUAGCAUUAGCUACAGCCGCUAAGUUAACAGCAUUGGCAGCUUGGACUGUUGCAUAGCCAAUGUGUUAAGUGAGUGCGUGUAACUUGGCCCACUCGUCCCUGGCCAGACCAGCAAAGGAGUUGUGUUACACUCCCUGACAGGCCUUAUACAUGUUUCAUCUGCUGCUCUCAGAACAGAAGCCCCCUUUGUUAUCUAAUCCAGCCCUCUCCUCCCCAGCCGAGAGACUGACUUUACUGCCACAAGACUGCUCUUCACAGUCUGUCAGCUAGCCACUGAGCUGAUACAUAUCAACCAACAGCUGAAGAGCAGCAGAAGGACUUGCUCAGGCCCCAGAUAUCUGCUAUCAGCGCUUCUCAGCCAGUCGCUCAAACCAUUGGCUGGCACAUGGACAGUGCUUCAAAAUAAACAAGAGGAACUGAGGGGGCUGUGGGAGGUCCAACAAAGAUUUUCAAGGAUCUCAAUUGUGCCUUGUCUAUUCUGCACAAAACCACAAAUUUUCUGUCUUAAAUUCUUGGAUCUAAGGAUCUCAAAAAAGAGGUUCAUUGGGGGUUGCAUUUGUAUUUUAGUAAGCCAGUUAGGACCAUGAGUGACACUCUUAGACCUCCUUCACUCCAGGUGAGCGUCCCAAGCGAUGCUCCGGAAUACUCAGACGGAGGAAACAACGGUGUGUCUGAUGGUUGCCUGCGAUCCAGCUCCUCAACCCCAACUCUCCGGCGCAAGCGCUUCAAGAUGCGCCGCAUGAGGAACGUGCCCAGUGAGAGGGAGAUCGAAAGAGGGCGGCUGAACAGCGGUCACCUCACAGCUCGGUCCCACUCCGGCUCCAAGGAGUACCUCCAGCUGCCUUCCAUUGAGAUCACGCCGUCCAGCGACGAAGAUGCCCUGUCUUCCUGGUCCAGCUGCUCCACGCCCAGUGCCUCACCUCGCCGCAAGCGUUUCCUGUUGAGGAAGUGGCUGAAGGUCCGAGAGAAGAAGGAGCAUGUCAGUGAGAGCAGCAGCCAGCAGAGCAGCCAGCAGAGCAGCCUACAGAGCAGCCAUGAAGACGACAGCACUCGGUUCCUGACUCCAUUAAUCCUAGAGGAGAGGUCUGACAGUGCAGCGGACAAAUUCAGCACUGCCAGUAACUCAAACAAGAGCACACCUGCCUGCUCACCAGUCCUACGCAAACGCUCACGCUCUCCCACACCACAGACCCAGGAGGGUGAGAACAUGGUGGAGAAGGGUUCUGACCACUCCUCUGACAAGUCCCCCUCCACGCCCGAGCAGGUCGUCCAGAGAACGUACUCCCUGCAGUCAGCGCGAAGCGGGGGAAAGAACUCGAAGUCUCACAAGCGACUUUCCAAAAAGAGCCAAAGCUGGUACAACCAUGAAAGACAACACAUCCUGAGAGUGCUGAGCCCGACAUACAAGCAGCGCAAUGAGGACUUUAGAAAACUCUUCAAGCAGCUCCCCGACACAGAGAGACUCAUUGUGGACUACUCCUGUGCUCUUCAACGGGACAUCCUCCUGCAGGGACGACUCUACCUCUCGGAGAACUGGAUUUGUUUUUAUAGCAACAUCUUCCGCUGGGAAACACUGCUGACAGUGCGGUUAAAGGACAUCUGCUCAAUGACGAAAGAGAAGACCGCCCGCCUCAUUCCCAACGCCAUCCAGGUCUGCACAGACACUGAGAAGCACUUUUUCACCUCGUUCGGAGCCAGGGACAGGACGUACAUGAUGAUGUUCAGACUGUGGCAGAAUGCACUGCUUGACAAGCCCCUGUGUCCCAAAGAACUGUGGCACUUUGUACAUCAGUGCUAUGGCAACGAGCUCGGCCUCACCAGCGAUGAUGAGGACUACGUUCCCCCUGAUGACGACUUCAACACCAUGGGGUUCAGUGAAGAGAUUCCCAAUGAAGAGAAUGAGAUCAACAAUGACAGCUUGUCUAAGAGCAGCACCGAGGCCAAACCUGAAGGAAGCCCUCCCCCCAUUCCUAAGAAGGUCAUCCCUAACAGCACCAUCCCCAGCCCAGGCAACCAUGACAUGCCCAUCACAUUCGAACUUCCUGCAGAGGAAUAUGCAGACUGCUUACCAGACGGUGAUCUGCUGGCUUUGCCCCUGGUGGUGGAAGAGAAGAACAACGAUACCAGCAGGCCUGGUGGUCCUGUACCCUCCCCCUCACUCGACUUCAACGACAACGAAGACAUCCCCACCGAGCUCAGCGACUCCUCAGAAACACACGAUGAGGGUGAGGUCCAGGCGUUCCAUGAGGAUCUGAAUGGCAGGCAGCACAUCAACGAGAUCUACAAGUUCAGUGUGGACAAGCUCUAUGACAUCCUCUUCACCGAGUCACAGUUCAUGAGUGACUUCAUGGAACAGCGGCGAUUUUCAGAUGUGGUCUACCACCCAUGGAAGAAGGAGGAGGCUGGAAACCAGACCAGAGAGAUCAUGUACACCAUCUCUCUGUCCAAUCCCCUGGCCCCAAAAACAGCCACAGUCACUGAGACACAGACUCUGUACAAAGCCAGUCAGGAGAGCGAGUGUUACAUCAUCGAUGCUGAGGUCAUCACGCAUGACGUGCCCUACCACGAUUACUUCUACACUCUGAACCGCUACAUGCUCACCAGGGUGGCCAAGAAUAAGUGUCGGUUACGGAUAUCAACGGAGCUGCGCUACAGAAAACAGCCGUGGGGGUUGGUGAAAGGCUUCAUAGAGAAAAACUUCUGGAGUGGGCUUGAAGAAAACUUCCGCCGUCUUGAGUUGGAACUGUCCAAGCUGGAGGAGAUUGUGACCGAGACCCACCAGCUGUCUCCGAAGAUUAAGGUUGUGAAGAACUCCACGGUGAGGCGGAAGAAGAGGCAGCUACCUCACAUGCGCAGCCAGCACCUGGACGAGGCGCUCAGCCCCGUUACCACGCCGACGGACGACGAAGUGAUCCAGAGGAUCAAACAAGUGGCAGGAUCCACACAGACCAGACACCAGAGUCCAGAGCACCAUCACCUGCCCGGAGGCCUCGCGCUGUACAGUGUUUCCAAACUGCUGCUCAUCAUCAGCUUCGUGAUCUGUUUAAGCUUGGUGCUGCUGGUGUUCCUCAACAUGAUGCUCUUCUACAAGCUGUGGAUGCUGGAGUACUCAGCACAGUCCUUAACAACCUGGCAAGGUCUACGGCUUCAUGAAAGUAAACUGCCUCAGACGCAGAUGGAGUGGGCCCAGCUCCUGGAGGCGCAGCAGCGUUACCAUGACACGGAGCUGCAGAAGUGGAGAGAGAUUAUCAAGUCGUCAGUGGUGCUGCUAGACCAGAUGAAAGACUCUUUAUUGAACCUCCAGAGAGGCAUUGGUUUAAGUGACUACAGUGCCGAGGCUGAGGAGAAGAGAAGUCGUUACCACUAACACACCACCAUAAGGCCAUGAGGGCGUGCUGUGCAAUAUAGGACCUGUUUUGUUUGUGAACCAGUAUGCAGGCAGCAGCGAGUCGGAGCGAGGAGCGGGACCAACGGUGAGCUGGUCCAACAGAGACAACGAGAGGAACAGAGGGUAACCAGCAAACAGACGGGUAAAACCCCCUGAGGAGGAAGUCAUUGACAGAAAGUGCCCCUAUCACACACAGGAACUGAGGUGUCCCCAACAUCACUGAGGCAUUGUGGGAGGGUGUGAGUCUUGCACCUUCUCUAAACUCAUGGGAUAACCGUUUUCUUUUACUCUCUUUAUGUCCAAGUGCACCCUACUGUAAGCCAUGUCGACCAGGAGAGUGGCAGAGAGGAUGAAGGAAAACUACUGCAUGCAUUUAGACAACCUAGCUCUCCUCAGUCAGUGUUGAUGUGGUCCAGUUCCAGUCUAUGUGUGUCAAAAAAGAAGAACAGAAGAAGAUGAGAGAUCAAGUCAAAGGAGAGGGGGGUCCUUUCGAGUCUUAAUGGCUUUCUACACUCUCUCGACUGUUCCAAACCAAUCGUCCCCAAGAGGGCCUCGCUGCAGCGUCCCUUUAAUAAACCUCCAGCCAAUCAGAGUGCAGUAUUGCCCCACAACUGAAGAGAAAAGGAAAUAUUGUAGCUGGAGGCUCGUUGUCUGCUCAGGGCUGGUUCCCUGUCAGAGCGCUGUGGUGAAAUAUUUAAAGGUAAAAUCUAGAGCUUGAGACCUAAACCAGUAUUUUUACCUUCAUACACAGUUCACACCAUCAGUUGCCCCUGCCUCAGUGUUCGAUACCAUACACUAUAUUAUUUCUCAUCUUUCUAAUAAAGUCGAAUGUAUUAUGUAGCCUGAACAAAGGGCCGGAGUUAUUCUUCUUUGAAAAAGGGAUGCUGCAGCCAGACCAGUAGGGAGACCUGUGUUCUUACUUGUUUUAUUACUAAACUGUGA